AUGAAAGAGUCUGGGGAUUCGAAGUCCAGUUUUUUUCUAGUUGAAAGCAUAGUAGACAAACGAGUCCGACGCGGUCGCGUAGAAUAUCUUGUGCGAUGGAAAGGAUUUCCUCCUGAACACGAUUCUUGGGAAACUUUCACGAGCCUCCGAGAGCCGUGUCUACCAUUAAUUCAGGACUUCUACGUUCGACAACGCAAAUUAUAUCACAAAACAGGACGUUAUCGCUUACCUAUUGUUUCUCGUAAAAAACCUAUAAAUUCCGUAUCAGAUCAGUUUCAUGAUUCAUCUUCGAAAUCAGAUAAAGAUAGUGAUGAUGAUCUAACCGCAGACAAAAGCAGUAUUUCUUCCACAAAAAGUCAACCUCCAUCCACUUGCAAGAAUAAUGUUGAAAACAAUGGAGUAAGAAAAACCCCACGUCGAUCUGCACCUAGCUCUAUGGAUUUAAAUAUACCAGACUCUUUUGUGUCACACUUGAUAGUCGAUUCUAACCACUCUCUCUCUCUUCAAAAUCGUGGGUUAGGUUCUCCCCAUCCUCCAUUGGUUUCUGAUGCAAAUACGUCUUCUAAUACUCAAGCAUUCAGCUCUUCUAAUGAUUUAGUAAAUUUUAAACGUGACGACACUCCUAAUUCACCCGCUAUUUCCUUAUCCAGUCCAAGCAAACACGGUCGCGCCAGAGUUGCUAAGGACAAAAAAGUAGUCGCAGAAAAAACUACAGAAAAUUCCGAUGGUACUGUCAACUCACUUGAACUUACUUCUCCUAGCGCUUCUAAGACUACGAAACGCAAACCGCAGUCAAGUAAUGUAAGUGAGGAUGGAUCCAGAAAUACUAAGCACAUGGCUUCGGAGAAUGUGAAGGCUGAUGCUUCUCCUGAUAGUCAAGAAAGUCUUCCGGUCGGACAUACAAGAAAAUCUGUUACAAUCAUGUUAAAAGCUUCUCCUACACUUGAGUUUCAGAGUGCUAAGUCUCUUCUUUCGCCAAAUACCAGACCUCUUCCUAAUGUUGCCUCUAAAUCAACUGCCAGAAAGCGUAUUCAAGUAAAAGCUGUAAGCUUAAAGGCAGAGCCAGAUACAUCUAUCUCUGAAUCUCAAUCUGAAAAUGCAGAUAACUCUGUCCUAACUAAUUCACUCUUAUCAAAGGUAAUGAGUAUCGUCGCCUAUCUGAAAAGGUUGCGAAGGCGUCCGAUACAAGACUUAGUUCUAAAGCUUUGUGAAAAGCGCUACAAUAUUUCUGAGAAAAAUGCUUUGUCUGCAUUGGAUACCUUAAUUUCUCGAGGUCAGUUGUUUGGAGUAGAGUCAGCUAAGGGUAUAUCGUAUCGUAUUCAUCCUCAUACUGUGGCUCGUGGUGAUUUGAAGAAAUCCACGUCCCUCUCAGCCAAAAUCAAAGCCAAAUAUAGUGGUGGAAGAAGUAGAAUACGGCCCAAAGUUUCUAUCAUACUUGGCACUAAACGACCAUACUCUGGAGGAUCACCAGACACCUGUCCAUCUAAAGUUGCGAGGAACGACCCUGCGACAAGUACCGUUCGUCAGUGCUCCAGCAGGAGAUCAACAAGACACAGCUUAUUAGCUUCUGACAACUCUGCUGCAAAUUGUUCAGUUAUCAAUGAAAAAAUGUAUUCCAGUCAGUCUUCAGACAUUGUAGGCAAUGCGGAAGUGAGUCUUGAUCACGUUACGCAACCAGACAAGGACGAUUUCUCAUCAGGUAUACAGUCUCUGAAAACAGAUGAUCUCCAACAUGGUACAAAGAUAUUUAUUGUACCGCCGGCUAGUCCACUGAAUGAAGCCAAUUGUGAGAGUCAGAUGAAUAAUCUACCUCAUCAUCGCACUGAGCAGGGUUCGUGUAGUAGUAUGAGUUCUGGACCUGGUUUCGAGAACUCAGGAAUUGCUCAAGUGACUAAUUCAAGACGUAGCAAUCGACAAAUGGACGGCUAUAGAUUCAAAUCAAUUUGUGUAAAAAAAAAUGUACAGGCUAGAUUUACAGAGGUUUGGCUCCGGUCACCAAGUUCAUCUUUUAAGAAUGCAUUUACUAUUCAGGUUCUUGAAGAGCUAACAAUGGUUUUGAAUCGAUCAACUUAUGACUCAAGCCACCUCAUUAUGAUUUCGGGAUCUGGGACUGUGUUCAGCUCUGGAAUCGACCUUACUACUAUUACCGGAGAUCUUUUAACAAAUGCAUUUAUCGGUCCACCUUCAUGUGAUUCCUCCCGAAGUUCAUCUACAAGUUCGAGUAAUGUAUGCACAUCUCGUAAUUCAAACAAUGGUAAAAAAGCUGGGAUUGAUAUUUCCAAAUCAACUCAUAUCAGUCAUUCUGGUUUUUCAUAUUCUCAGUCGAGUUCGGAUUCGAAUUCUUCAAACCAGAAAAAUAUAAAUGAAGUUAAUUCGCUUUUCAGUUCAUUACUAAAUCCUGAAAAUAUUGAACGUCUAGUUAAAGCCCUAAGGUCAUUCCUGUUAUCAUUAGUAUCAUUUCCCAAACCUAUUGUUGUUGGUGUAAACGGUCCAGCUAUGGGGCUCGCUGUUGCUAUAUUACCAUUGUGUGACAUUGUUUACGUUAGUGAUUCAGCCACAUUUUAUAUGCCAUACACUCGCCUUGGCCAAAUUCCGGAAGCAGCAUCAACUUAUACUCUAAGCAGUCUCAUCGGUAUGCCUUUGGCUAGUGAGUUACUAUUGGCUGGUCGUAAAUUGUCUGCGCGUGAAGCAUUGCAACGAGGUUUAGCUUCCGAUAUAAUUUUUCCUAAAAAUUUUAAGCAAGAAUUAGUACUCCGAUCUCAGAAGUUGGCUGAAACUUCGUGCGUGGCAAUGGAAAUAACCAAGUGCAUGAUUAAAAUGCAGCAUCGUGAACGUAUUGAAUAUGUGAUUAAUACUGAGUGUAGGAAAUUAUUAGAAUGUUGGUGUACACCAGAAUUUCGCUACACGGCUAUGGAGUUUAUUCUUAACGAGAUGGAUGAUUUUGUAUAG
This is a messenger RNA of Trichobilharzia szidati, 2949 nucleotides long. The record is from the annotation of a GenBank genome assembly. Lineage: Eukaryota; Metazoa; Platyhelminthes; Trematoda; Strigeidida; Schistosomatidae.